GUGUCAACGUGUCAAGUUUUGAUUUGCUGAAUCAUAUUGGCGGGAGUUAAUUUUUGCAAUUAGGAAAUAUGGGUUUGCCUUCAAAGUCCAAACCUUUGCAGUUGAAACACUUCAUGUCCUCUUCAAAGUUCAAACCUUUAGCUAUGAACUUGGGUAGAUUGACCAUAAACUUGUCAAUUUUAGAAACCCAUUUGCCCAAAUGCAAGAAUCUCAAGCAGUUCAAUCAAAUACUAUCUCAGAUGAUCCUCACUGGUUUCAUUAGGGACACAUAUGCUGCAAGUAGAGUCCUCAAGUUCUCCACUGACUCUUCUUUGAGUGACAUUGAUUUGUCAUUAAGAAUUUUCAACCACAUUGAGAACUCAAAUGGGUUCAUUUGGAACACUAUGAUGAAAGCUUAUAUACAAAGAAGCUGUCCCCAAAAGACUUUGAGUCUUUACAAAUUGAUGUUGGGUAAGAAUGGGGAUAGAGAUAAUUAUACAUACCCAAUCCUAGUUCAAGCUUGUGCUAUGAGAGCAUCAGAGUUUGAAGGGAAACAGAUGCAUAGUCAUAUUUUGAAGUUUGGGUUUGAUUCAGAUGUGUAUGUGCAGAACACAUUGAUCAACAUGUACUCAGUUUGUGACAAUAUGAGGGAUGCACGCAAUGUGUUUGAUGAAAUGCCUGUGUUGGAUUCGGUGGCGUGGAAUUCGAUAUUGGCUGGCUAUGUUAGGGUGGGGGAUGUAAAGCAGGCUAAGUGUAUAUAUGAUCAGAUGCCAGUGAGGAACACGAUUGCUUCGAAUUCUAUGAUUGUGUUGUUUGGUAAAAGAGGUUGUGUGACUGAGGCUCGGCAUUUGUUUGAUGAACUGCCUGAGAAGGAUAUGGUUUCGUGGAGCGCGUUGAUUUCUUGUUUCGAGCAAAAUGAGAUGUAUGAGGAGGCUUUGGAUAUGUUUGUGAAAAUGGUUGCUAAUGGAGUUAUGGUGGAUGAGGUUGUGGUGGUUAGUGUGCUUUCGGCAUGUGCACAUUUGUCAGCUGUUCACACAGGGAAGUUGAUCCAUGGGUUAGUUGUGAAAAUUGGAAUUGAAAGUUAUGUUAAUCUUCAAAAUGCUUUUAUUCAUAUGUAUUCCAGUUGUGGGGAGAUAAUGGUUGCCGAGAAACUGUUCAAUGCAGCCUACAACCUGGAUCAGAUAUCUUGGAACUCAAUGAUAUCGGGGUACUUGAGAUGUGGUUUAGUUGAAGCUGCUAAGACAUCAUUUGAUUCCAUGCCUGAGAAGGAUGUAGUGUCUUGGAGUGCAAUGAUAUCAGGCUAUGCUCAGCAUGACCGGUUUUCAGAAACUUUGGCAUUGUUCCAGGAGAUGCAGCUGUGUGGAAUUAGGCCCGAUGAGACCACUUUGGUGAGCGUCAUCUCGGCUUGCACUCAUUUGGCUGCCCUUGACCUGGGCCAAUGGAUUCAUGCUUAUAUAAGGAAAAAUAGCCUUAAAGUUAAUGUCUUUCUUGGGACAACCCUUAUUAACAUGUACUUGAAAUGUGGGUGUGUGGAAAAUGCAUUGGAGGUUUUCGAGGAGACAGCAGAAAAGGGAGUUUCUACUUGGAAUGCUCUUAUUCUUGGGUUGGCAAUGAAUGGGUUGGUGGAGAAGUCGCUUGAAAUGUUUGCAAAGAUGAAGACAAGGGGUGUGACACCUAAUGAAAUAACCUUUAUGGGAGUUAUUGGAGCUUGUCGUCACAUGGGCUUGGUAGAUGAGGGGCGUCGCCACUUCGAUUCCAUGAUGCAGGAACACAAGAUAGAACCCAAUGUUAAGCAUUACGGAUGCAUGGUUGAUCUUCUUGGACGUGCUGGUAUGCUCAAGGAGGCAGAGGACCUCAUUGAAAGUAUGCCUAUGACACCAGAUGUUGCUACUUGGGGUGCCUUACUGGGGGCUUGUAAGAAACAUGGGGACCAUGACAGGGGUGAGAGGAUAGGAAGAAAGCUCAUUGAGCUCGAUCCUAACCAUGAUGGGUUCCAUGUGUUGUUGUCCAAUAUAUGUGCUUCGAAAGGUGAUUGGGAUGGUGUUCAUGAGAUUAGGGGAAUAAUGAUGCAACAUGGGGUGGUAAAGACCCCAGGUUGUAGCAUGAUCGAAGCAGAUGGUGUAGUUCAUGAAUUUCUAGCAGGAGAUAAGAAACACCCUCGAAUGAAAGAUAUUGAGGUUAUGCUAGAUGAAAUGGCUCAGAAAUUGAAGAGGGAAGGUUAUGCACCAGAUACAAAUGAGGUAUCCUUUGACAUUGAUGAAGAGGAAAAGGAAACUGUUCUUUUCAGACACAGUGAGAAACUGGCAAUUGCCUUUGGGCUAAUCGCUAUCAGUCCACCAUCACCAAUACGAAUAAUAAAGAAUUUGCGAAUAUGUAACGAUUGUCACAUGGCAGCAAAGUUCGUCUCGAAAGCUUUUGGUCGUGACAUUGUGGUGAGGGAUAAGCACCGCUUUCACCACUUUAAGCAGGGAUCUUGUUCCUGCAAUGACUAUUGGUAGUAGAUUAGUACUGAAGUUGGUUCGAACAUUAUUCACCUAGUGGAUGUUCUUGGUUAUAAAAUGGCACACCAACAGACCAAUAUGAUGCUUUGAAGCUAAUUGUUGCGACAACGACAAAUAACACAUGGUUGAAUAUCGAUGCAUAUACUACCUCCAAGAGGUAAAAGGAGGCAUUGGCCUUUGCUGGGUUGGAAAAGGAUGAACUAGGAGUUCAGAAGCACCAAAUACCAAUGGGGAAAAUCUCAUGGAAUGAUUCCGGUGGUACGUAAAGUCACGGCUGAUUUUUCUCACAGCGGCAAGACAAGUUGAAGAUGCAGCCAGCCAGCCACAGAUGUUUCUAUUUCUUCCAUGGUCACUGGUGCUGAAGAUAUAUGGAACCAAUAUAUAACAAUCCAUCAGCAACUCAUCCAUCUGAUGGUCAAGUAUCACCACUUUGCUAGAGAUUGCAAUCAAAAUAACUGCAAUGGUCUGAAUCUUGUGAGCCUGCGGUUAAGUAAUCUCUUGCUCUUGUAAGCUGAGACGCAGUUUUGUUAGAAUUUGACGUGGGCCGACAAUGGAGGAAAUCUAAUCAGGCACAUGAGUUUUUUUUUUUUUUUUUUAUAAUUAAAAUAGAGGAUUAGGCGAUAUUAGCCUCUCGUUAGCGGUCAUUGCGUAAAGCGCCUACCCUCCUCAUAAUAGAGAGGGGACCACUACACCCGGGAACCCACCCCCAUCCCUCUAUUUUAUUUUAUUAGAAAAUAAACAAAAUAUAAGAUGGAAGAAGGUGACAUAAACCAAAACCUCUCCCAAAACCAAGAAACAUUACAACUGGACUGAAAAUUCCAACAUUAAGGAUAGCAAAUCAGGCACAUGAGAUGAUAAUAUGACAGUUACAUAACCGUGUUUCUGGGUUGAGAGUUGAGACCAAAACUCAUCGGCAGAAUACUAUUUUGAGAACUUUGGUUUAUAUUGCACGGUUGCACCUAAUAAAGUGUAUUUUGUUGUAGUAUAUAUGAUUCACAUGUACAAAACAUGAGUCAUAGUAUAAAUGUCUAUAUCAUGUAUACAAAUAGGUACUUGAGUGUAUAAUGUAGGUAUUGUGACUUGUGUGACAAGCUUUAUGCCAAAGGGCAACAAGCAUGGCAUUUUAUCAUCAUCACAGCCACCAUAGAAGGCUGCAGCUGUGAAUGUAGAGGUUAUCAAAUUGAGUUACUCUUUGAGCUUUCACACUUGUAAUAUUUUCCUAUAAAUACCUCUUUGUGUGAGAUGAAUAAACACACUUGAAUCUCUAUUCUCACAGAAACAUUACUCUCUCUCUCUGUUUAUCAUUUCAUACUUGUUCUCAAACACGUUAUCAGCACGAAAUUGCUCUAGAAUUAGAAUCGAAAUUGAAAAGAGGAGAGGUAGUUCAUAAUCCGAUCGAAGUCAUUUUUUCAAACUUGCAAAAAACCUCCAAACCCUAGCUCAUAUCAAAGCCCUUGAUUCAAGAAGCUCAGAACCGGUUUCAGAACGCCCAGAACCGGCCGGAAACAGCCUGAACCGGCCACCGGAAAAAUCGAACCGCUGCUGAACCGCUGUCGAAGUGCUGCCGAGACCUGCCGAAAGCUCCUGCCGAGUGCUGCCGAGUGCUGCCGAAAGCCCCUGCCGAUACCUGCCGAAAGCCCCUGCCGAGUCCUGCGCAGCAGCUGCCGAGCACCUGCCGAAGCCCUGCGCAGCAGCUGCCGAGCACCUGCCGAAGCCCUGCGCAGCAGCU
Molecule: messenger RNA, 4209 nt
Organism: Rosa chinensis
Lineage: Eukaryota; Viridiplantae; Streptophyta; Magnoliopsida; Rosales; Rosaceae
Product: pentatricopeptide repeat-containing protein At3g62890
Exons: 1
Coding region: 69-2477 (802 amino acids)
Biological process (GO): RNA modification
Molecular function (GO): zinc ion binding; RNA binding; protein binding
Source: RefSeq, a predicted model, not a curated record